AUGAAAAUUGCCAAAGUACAUUUGGUAAUAAAUCAAAAAAAUGACAAAUAGAAGCACAAAUAACAUAAAUUCAAAUGGUCAUUCUACUCAAACAAGAUCAAAAAAUAAUAUACCAAACGAAUUUGAAUUGGAAUAUGUUAAUGAAGAGCAUGUUAAAGCAUUCUUUAAAGCACUUUCAGAAGAUCCUGAAUCAGAUCAAACAGAACAUAUUGCAGCAGUAACAGAUUUUAUGCCAAUUCGUCAAAGAGUAAAAAAGAAGAAAAGAAUCCCUGGCGAAUUUGAGGGUUAUUCGUACCAUAUCGUUAGGUAUCCUUUGAUAUUUAUUAUUUUCUCGAUUAUUCUUUUCGAAGUAUUGUUUUACAUUUUGAUUCGGCAAAUCGUUAAUUUUUGGGAAUAUUUUUAUCAAUGGCGAGGAAUAAGUCGAAUCUUACGAGAAGUAAUGCGUAAUACCAACAAUUAUGAGGAGUGGAUUGAAGCUGCAAAACAACUAGAUUCCUAUUUUAAAUAUGAUGAAUGGAAAAAGGAAAUUCCAUUUGGAUAUUACGAUUAUAACCUAUUAAAAAAAGUCAAUCGAGAUUUGAAAUCUUUACGUCAAGAAGAAACUAACGAAAAUUUACAAAAAUUGAAAAAUUUACUUCAAGAUUGUGUCAAGAAUAAUUAUGCUGGGGUAGAAAAUACUAGAUUAUAUUCUCAUUCUUAUUAUGGAACAAAAAACAUUAUCGAGGAAUAUGUUGAUAAAGUAACCGAAUCUCUUGAGUUUGCAAGAAACACCAAAUUAUUAUCAAUUAAAGAUAAACUUGAACUCCUUAAAAAUACUUACAAAAAUUAUGGACGCACAGCGCUCUGUCUUAGUGGCGGUGCUAGUUUUGGAUAUUAUCAUCUAGGUGUUGUAAAAGCUCUUUUUGAUGCAAACCUUUUACCAACUGUAUUUACUGGAACUAGUGCAGGUGGAUUGAUUGCUGCAUUGGUUUGUGUAAGAACUGAUGAAGAGCUGGAACAAGUAUUGACUUCUGAAUUAAAUACGCGCCUAACGGCAUGUUCUGAUCCAAUUACUACUUGGGUACCAAGAUGGUGGAAAACUGGCGCUAGAUUUGAUGCAUGUGAUUGGUCUCGGAAACUUCAGUGGGUUACUAAAGGAAGUUUGACUUUCAUGGAAGCAUAUGAAAGAACAGGAAGAAUUUUAAAUAUUUCGGUUAUUUCCUACGAUCCACACUCUCCCCCAAAAGUCUUGAAUUAUAUAACUGCACCUGACUGUGUUAUUUGGUCAGCAGUUAUCGCUAGUGCUGCCGUGCCUGGUAUAUUAAAUCCUGUUGUAUUAAUGCAAAAGUUGAAGAACGGUUCAAUUGUUCCAUAUAACUAUGGUAACAAGUGGAAGGAUGGAUCUCUUCGUACAGAUAUUCCAGUUCAAUCUUUGCAUAUGCAUUUCAAUGUUAAGAACACCAUCGUUUCCCAGGUUAAUCCACAUAUUCAUCUUUUCUUUUAUGCUCCUCGUGGCUCAGUUGGUAGACCAGUAACCCAUCGUCGUGGAAAAGGUUGGCGAGGUGGUUUUUUGGUUGCUAGUAUUGAACAAUUUUUGAAAUUAGACUUAAGUAAAUGGCUCAAAUGGAUACGUGACCUUGAACUUUUGCCAAGAGUUGCUGAUCAGGAUUGGAGUUCCAUUUGGUUACAAAAGUUUGAAGGAAACAUAACAAUAUGGCCUCAUUCGAGCUUUUCGGAUUUCUUUUAUAUCUUAAAAGAUCCAACUCGUGAGCGACUUGAAUCGAUGAUUACAUCUGGUCAGCGAGUAACUUGGCCAAAAUUGCGUAUGAUUUCAAAUCGUCUUAGAAUUGAAAGAGCAAUUCAAAAAGGUCGUGAAGAACUUCGACGAGAGUUACGUAGGCAAAGAUAUCCUGGUGUUGAUAAUCAGAGAAAGGGCGAUGAUCGAAGAAAUAAUAUCGAUGAACUUCAAGAUUAUAAUACGAGUAACGGUGAUGACAAUGACAAACACUUGGAAAUUGAGAAAGUUACAGAUAUAGGACCUAAUAGUGACUAUAGUAAUUCUUUGGAAUCAUCAUCUGAUAAUAUUUCUUAUAUUUCAUCUACAUCUGAUGAAGAGUAUCAUGAAGGUCAAGAUGAUGGUCAUAAAUUUUUAUUAUCUUCGAAUGAUCCUCAUAUUGCUAAUUGAAUUCAUGUUGGAAGCUUUUGAAAGAUACCAGAAUGUGUAUAGUGAAACCCCAAAAUAUGCCAAAGUGGAAGUCAGGAAUGAUGAUCAAAGUAGGAAAAAUGUAUAUAUAAAAAGAUCAAAAAUUCUGGAAUGACAAAUUAAAAUAUAGGAUUGGAAAUAUUAUACAUGGAAACAUAAAUCACCAUUGUAUGAUAUUUGAGGAAAGGGAAUUAAAAUUUAUUUUACCAUUUGAAUUAGAGAUCGAAUUGGUAAAUUUCGAAUUCGAAAGGAUAAUGAAGAUGUUAUUAUUGAAAUAUUAUUUAUUUAAGAACUUUUAUGUAAUAAAAAAAUUCGAAUUUCAUUAAUGACGUAAUAAUUUGUUCACAAGUGUUACAAUGUAACGACGAUCCAAUGAUCAACU
Messenger RNA from Rhizophagus irregularis DAOM 181602=DAOM 197198, 2564 nucleotides. RefSeq lists its product as uncharacterized. Gene Ontology annotation, biological process: lipid metabolic process. Lineage: Eukaryota; Fungi; Glomeromycota; Glomeromycetes; Glomerales; Glomeraceae. Gene Ontology annotation, molecular function: triacylglycerol lipase activity. The record is from RefSeq and is a predicted model, not a curated record.